Messenger RNA from Linum tenue, 1524 nucleotides. The record is from the annotation of a GenBank genome assembly. Lineage: Eukaryota; Viridiplantae; Streptophyta; Magnoliopsida; Malpighiales; Linaceae.
AUGGCUGCCUCAACUUCAUCAGCAUCGUCACCAGCCCUACCCAACCUCAGAGACACCAAGGCAAUCCUAUCCACUGCAGCCUCCAUGGCGGCCACCAUCAUGCUCGCUCGAUCUCUAGCACAGGAUUUCAUUCCCCGGGAACUUCAGGGCGCUCUGGUUUUCAGAAUCCGCAAAUUCCUCAGCCACUUCUCGUCCCAGCUCACCAUGGUGGUGGACGAAUCCGACGGUCUGGUCUCCAACCAAAUCUACGACGCCGCGCAGACUUAUCUGGCCAGCAAGGUCAGCUCAUCGACGCAGAGGCUCAACGUCAGCAAGCCCGACAACGAAACCCAGAUCCAUGUCCGGAUGGAGAGCCGCGAAGAGGUCUGCGAUGAGUUUCGCGGAGUGAAAUUCAAAUGGGUCUUGAUCUCGAGGCGGAUGCAGUCGUCAUUUUCUCAAGGAAAUCGCGGUCCGAUGGGAUCCGCAUUUCCCUCGGAGCUCCGGUCUUUCGGGGUCAGCUUCCACAAGCAGCACAAAGAAAUGGCUCUUCAAUCUUACUUCCCCCACAUCGUGAGCGAGGCGAAAUCGAUCAAGGAAAAGAGCAAGACCCCCAAGCUUUUCACUCUCCAGAAUCUGUACGGCAACAAUUCCGACACCUGGGCCGGCGUGAAUUUGGAUCAUCCCGCGACAUUCGACACGCUGGCUAUGAAUACAGAGCUGAAGAACACGAUCCUCAACGACCUCCAGAGGUUUGCGAGAAGGAAGGACUACUACAGGAGAGUCGGCAAGGCGUGGAAAAGAGGGUACUUAUUGUACGGUCCUCCUGGAACCGGUAAAUCGAGCUUGAUUGCUGCAAUGGCGAGCUACCUGCGAUACGAUGUCUACGACUUGGAAUUGACCGAGCUUAGGGGAAACUCCGAGCUCAGGAGGCUGCUGAUUGCGACCCCAAAUCGGUCCAUACUAGUUGUAGAGGACAUCGAUUGCACAAUUGAUUUCGGGGAACAAUCAGCCGAGCCGGAUUCUGGGUAUUGCCAGCAAGGAGGAGGAAUGCAGAUGACGCUGUCAGGGUUGCUGAAUUUCAUCGAUGGGUUGUGGUCUAGCUGCGGGGACGAGAGGAUUAUAGUGUUCACUACCAAUCAUAAGGAGAAGCUGGAUCCAGCGUUGCUGCGGCCUGGAAGGAUGGAUGUACACAUCAAUCUGUCUUACUGUACUCCUUGUGGGUUUAGGAUUCUGGCUUCCAAUUACCUUGGUCUCGAUGAUCAUAGUCUGUUUCGUGAGAUUGAAGAGCUGAUCUCGACGUCGGAGGUGACUCCAGCUGAAGUGGCGGAGCAGCUGAUGAGGAAUGACGAUGAGGCUGAUUGUGAGGGAGUGCUUGUUGGGUUGAUUGAGUUCUUGAGAUUCAAGAAGGAGAAAGCAGGGGAGGUGGAAGAAAUUGGCGAUCAAAAUGAGGAAGAAUUCGUCGGAACUGUUGCUGGUAAUCGGAGUAAUAAUUUUAGAGGAAGGGGAGGGAGAAGAGGAAGGGGUAUUACCCGGCGGCUCAAUUAA